Molecule: messenger RNA, 1522 nt
Organism: Pollicipes pollicipes
Lineage: Eukaryota; Metazoa; Arthropoda; Thecostraca; Pollicipedomorpha; Pollicipedidae
Product: brain protein I3
Exons: 4
Coding region: 125-619 (164 amino acids)
Source: RefSeq, a predicted model, not a curated record
UGAGGCACGGAGUGCUGGUGAUGUAAUGGGUUGGGGGACGAUUAGUUGUUGGUAGCUGGGCCCGUGGGGUUGCCGUCUCCUGUACUUAAUAGGCAGCAGCGGCGCGCGCGCGCCCGUCUCCAUCAUGAACCCGGACGACAAGCCGCCGCCGUACUCGGAGGUCUCGCCGCCCGGCCAGCAGUACAUGCCGGAGAUGCACGGUGGGCCUCCUGUCACCAGUCCUGCGGGUCCGGGUCCGCAGCAUUACAGCGGCCCUCCAGGCCCGGGUCCUCAGCAGUACAGCGGUCCUCCAGGCCCGGGUCCUCAGCAGUACAGCGGCCCUCCAGGCCCGGGUCCGCAGCAGUACGGCCCGCAGCAGUACGGGCCCCUGCACGGGGACCGGGUGCCGCUGGCCGGCGGCGAGCCGCGCUCCUACGGCAGCGUCACCUACGUCACCCACAUGCCUGCCCACGAGGUCAUCGUCGUCGGCGGCUGUCCCGCCUGCAGGAUCGGCGUGCUGGAGGAUGACUUCAGCUGCCUCGGCAUCUUCUGCGCCAUCUUCUUCUUCCCUCUCGGCAUCCUCUGCUGCCUUGCCACGCGCCAGCGGCGCUGUCCAAACUGUGGCGCCAUCUUCGGAUGAUCCGGCGAAGGUCGAGUUCCGGUCACGGUCGAUAGGGCUGUGGUAUUGCGCGCAAUUCAUGAGCUCUAGACCGACGUGGUUUGAGAGAGCUCUUGCUGUCCGGAACACAGUGCCAAAAACGACCUCACGCUUCCCUUCCCGUUGCCGAAAAUGACCUCCGAUUGACCUCCGAUUGACCUUUGGCCCACUUCAAUUGAGGUGCCGCGAUCUCGCCUUUUCCGCUGUUUCCCGCGCACACGUGGAGGGAGUCUUGAUUCGGUGAUAACCGCCUCAGUGAAAGGCUUUUGAGUGGGAUCAUUGCAGGAUAUUGAGUUGAGCCCAAUUUGGAUAUCAAGGUGAACCGGUCACUGGCUUGAAACAAAAUUGGGGACGUGUGUGUUUCGUGCUAGCCGUAGGAACGCGCCUUUGACUUAUGCCGUGUAGUGCUGAGCGCGGGUCGAGGGGAGGAAAAGAGCGCCGACGAGUCCGACACGGGCGCUCUAUAUAGGGUGAGUACCGGGGGUAGAGCACUGUGCCUGAAGUGCUUUCUCAUUACGGCACUGAAGCCAGUUAUUCAUCUCGUGUGUAGCGUGUAGGGCAUCCCGUUAUUCCAUGAUGCUAUUUCAACAUUCGUAUCCGCUGUGUGCACGAGUAUUGCUAUAGAUACUGUAUCAUGUAUGCUGUAUCCAUGGUUGUAUCCACAAAGCACGGCUGGCGCGCGUGCCGAGCGUCCCCGCUGGCGCCGUACGCCGCGCUGGCCAGGGACCUAUGUGGACCUCUGGCCAUGACAUCGGCGCCUAUCCGAUGCUCGCCGUGUUUAUGGUGCACUCGGGUAAGCAUUGGUCGUCGGCGCAUGCUGCCGCGUGGUCCUAUUGUUGAUUGCAGGAGUGAAUAAAUAUAUUUCGUUAAUGACGCGCGGCUUUC